AAACCAUUUUUGGACAAGAAGUUAUCAUUGAAAUUAAAUGGUGAUAGACAUGUCCAAAGAAUAUUGUGGGGAUUUGAUCUCUUUAAGAAUCUUGGGAUAGAUGAAUGUGUGGAGACAGCAACUAGACAGAACAAUAUUGGAAUGGUGGUAAUACAAGGAAAUAGUAUUAUCAUGUUAGAAGCCUUGAAACGAGAAUGUCUGCAUUCACAAGAGAAAUCAACUGCUUCCACAUGUCCCCUCUCCAUAGCACCUGUUUUACCACAAAAUAAAAAUUGGAAUGGCGGCCUGCCCCGGAUUUUCUGGGUAGAGAGUUCUAGUUCAGCAGUGAAGGUUCUUGAAGAUGCUGGUACAGUUCAAAGCUGA
This is a messenger RNA of Myotis daubentonii (Daubenton's bat), 363 nucleotides long. RefSeq names its product small nuclear ribonucleoprotein G-like. The record is from RefSeq and is a predicted model, not a curated record. The transcript has 2 exons. The annotation marks the transcript as partial. Lineage: Eukaryota; Metazoa; Chordata; Mammalia; Chiroptera; Vespertilionidae.